This is a messenger RNA of Benincasa hispida (wax gourd), 1838 nucleotides long. Its product is annotated as alpha/beta-Hydrolases superfamily protein. NCBI's taxonomy places the organism in Eukaryota, Viridiplantae, Streptophyta, Magnoliopsida, Cucurbitales, Cucurbitaceae. The record is from RefSeq and is a predicted model, not a curated record.
GGAAUUGAGAACAAAAAGAGAAGGGGAAAAAAAGAGAGGACAUAAUAUGAAGAUGUGUGGGCAUAAAGAAGGUAAGAUGGAUGUUUCCAUGACACUGCGGGUGACAGAAUCGGUUCCCCUUUGAAUAAACAAGUGAACAAGAACGAUAGAGGUCUCACUUUCUCUCACUCCAAAGUCUUCUUCUCUCUUCCCUUCUCUGCCUCUCUCCUCUUCUCUCAAAGCCUUUGCCCCGAGACAGACAGAUAAUAACACAUACUUUUCGAAGAAGGAAGCUAAGCAAAAGAAGAAAAGCAAAAGAACUUCAAACGCCCAAGGGAAUGUGUAAAUUUCCCUUCUCUUUUCUCUAAAAUCCUUCCAUUUUCCACUUCCUUCUCUGAAUCCCAAUCUCAGUCUCAUCUCACUCACAGAAGAAGCUUCAUGGGUGGAGUUACUUCUUCCAUGGCUGCUAAAUUCGCCUUCUUCCCUCCUAAUCCACCCUCUUACAAGCUUCUCAAAGACCAACCCACUGGUCUUCUUCUCUUAGAUCCUUUUCCCCACCGCGAAAAUGUCGAUGUCUGGAAGCUCCCCACUCGUAAAGGCAAUGAGAUCGUCGCUGUUUACAUCCGUUACCCUAUGGCUACUUCCACGCUUCUUUAUUCCCAUGGAAAUGCCGCCGAUGUUGGUCAGAUGUACGAGCUCUUCAUUGAACUCAGCAUUCAUUUGCGCGUUAAUAUUCUUGGGUACGAUUAUUCUGGAUAUGGGCAGUCCACUGGAAAGCCUAGCGAGCACAAUACUUAUGCAGAUAUUGAAGCUGCAUACAAGUGUCUUGAGGAGAAGUAUGGUGCUAAACAAGAGGAAAUAAUCCUUUAUGGUCAAUCUGUUGGAAGUGGCCCAACUUUGGACCUUGCUGCACGUUUGCCCCGACUACGAGCAGUUGUCCUGCAUAGUCCUAUAUUGUCAGGAUUGAGAGUCAUGUAUCCAGUGAAACGCACGUACUGGUUUGACAUCUAUAAGAACAUUGAUAAAAUACCAUAUGUUAAGUGCCCUGUGCUGGUAAUUCAUGGAACUUCUGACGACGUUGUUGAUUUCUCUCACGGCAAACAGCUGUGGGAGCUGUGUCAAGAGAAAUAUGAACCCUUGUGGCUGAAAGGGGGAAACCAUUGUGAUCUUGAACUCUUCCCAGAAUACAUCAGGCAUCUCAAGAAAUUUGUAUCCACCGUUGAGAGAUCACCUUCACGAAGGAAUGGUUCAAGGAAAAGCACAGACCGAAUGGAGCAAUCAAGAAGGAGCACGGAUUGUUUCGAGGGCCCAAGAAGGAGCACAGACAGGCGAGAGAAGCCUAGGAAAAGCGUUGAUAGGCUAGACAAAUCGAGACCGCAAGGAUGCAAGUUUGACAACAUUGAGAAGCUAGAGAAACUAAAAAUUUCAAUUGACCAAGUAGAGAGAUCAAGGAGAAGUGUGGAAUUCUAUGAGAAACCGAGAAGAAGCAUCGACCAACAGUUUGAAAAAGCUCGAAAGAGCGUCGAUUGGUUGGAUAGAAUUCGUGCCGGGUAGACCUAGAGAUUGCAUUGGUGAAGGAAGAAGGGCAGUUCCCUGAUAAAAGAAAGGGGUGGUAUACAGAGAAGAAAGUGCUGGGGAUUCUACUUCUAAUUAUUGAUUUCUGAAAAAAUGGGUGUUGGUUUGGGAAACUCCACAAUUCGUAGUCACAUGUUUAUAGUUUGAUACAUGGGAAUUCAUUUCCUUCUACCUUGAUUGUUAAUAGAACAAAAUCAUUGUUGUUAAUCCCCUCAAAAGUCUACCUCUGCUAUCUCUCAUGGACUCUUUCAGCUUAAAUUAUUCCCAUUAAUUUCUCAUGUGUA